Coprinopsis cinerea okayama7#130 is the source of this 1173-nucleotide messenger RNA. RefSeq lists its product as hypothetical. Lineage: Eukaryota; Fungi; Basidiomycota; Agaricomycetes; Agaricales; Psathyrellaceae. The transcript has 5 exons. The coding region runs from base 1 to 1173 and encodes 390 amino acids. The record is from RefSeq and is a predicted model, not a curated record.
AUGACUUCAACCCUGAGGCCGCCGACCACCGUCUCCGAAUCGUCUCUCGUUCGCAGAAACGUCAAGUAUCACCCGCGCCAACAACUCAUCCUCGAUGCAUCGCUACGAAAGCAGAUACGAGUGACGGUGGACCCUCCAAGCCUCGACGCUAUUCUCGAGCAUGACGAAGAAGGUUUCUCGGCAGAUGAAACACCAGAUUCGCCAUCGAAAGCUCGUUCCCGCGAGCUGAAGGCAAUUGGGGACCACUUGGGCAGGGUGAAGGCGGUAGGGAGGGCUUUGAAGGAGCUUUGUCCAGCGUUGGGUGUCCUCUUUGACCAGAUGUUCGGAGAAGCAGCGUACGCCCAGAGAAAGAAGGCCCCCAGCGCGUACAAGGACUUUUUCAUUCAGGUUGCAGCUGAGGAAUCGGUUUUACAGAUGAUAAACAACUCGUCCGUUCUCGCUCUACGAUCGUUCUUGCAGAAUCCCACCAAGGCUACAGCAACUCAGAUACUUGCAAUUCCUGCUCUUUACAAGGUCGUGCAGGUGCACCAUGAUGUCGCUUCCCUGGUUCCAAUCAUGGUGUGGUUGGAGACUCGUGCUUCUCACAUGUUAUCAGCUUUGAAGGUCGAGGAACCGCUCCCUGGCGUCCAGGAUGGGGCGGCGGUCGGCGAGACACGAAGUAACUGGACACUGACUGGGUGCUUGUAUAGCAUGCCACAAAUUCGCUAUCGACCCAAGUAUCCUCGGCUGCGGAACGAUCAGCAGAGGGACAAGUCUUCCAAAAGAGGCGAUGCGUGCGGGAAAUACUUCACCCAGUAUGGAGAACAGCGUCUCACCGGCGGUCUGAUGGUGGCAUGGUGCACACACGGAAUCUGCUACGGCUUCCAUUGCAUCGCGGAAAGCGAAGGCCGCGACGAUGUGUUCUCGGCAAUGGUUACACGCUGGCCUGUUGCCCCAAAGCGUGUGGUUUCAGGUCACACGAAAUGUUCGCCCGCAGCAUUUCUCUCGGAGUAUGCGAACAUCGACCCACGACUGGUAAUCAUCAAUUCCAGCGCUGCUGAGUGUGGUAACGGCGGUCUGAAGAAAAUCCGCAAGUCCGUCAGCUAUAUGUCUCAAACACGCGCCAUUAUCUACUCGAAAGUCUUCUUAUCGGUUUGGAACCGUGUCCGUGAAAGGAGGGCAAAACCUAAGUGA